Molecule: messenger RNA, 2472 nt
Organism: Linnemannia hyalina
Lineage: Eukaryota; Fungi; Mortierellomycota; Mortierellomycetes; Mortierellales; Mortierellaceae
Source: the annotation of a GenBank genome assembly
AUGAACUCGGCCCAGUAUGGAUACCAACACUAUCCUUCCCCGUCCCAAGCACAGGCCCAGGCACCCCAGCAGCUCUCGCCUCAACUACAGCAACAACAACAACAACAACAGCAGCAGCACACGCCAGACCUAACCUCACCUUCCCAUCAACCACAACAACAACAACAACUUUCUCCUCAACAAUCACCUACUUCUCCCCACCAACAACAAUCGCCUGAACAACAACACUCCUCCCAUAUCAGUCUCGACCAUGCCCUCAGCCCCACCAACAGCAACAAUAAUAGUUCAAACAACAACAGCAACAACCACAACCACAUAGAGCAUCCUUCGCCCAGUCACUCAAACGACGCCCAGUCGCCCGCCCAUGGCGACAAUGACCCACAUAUCAUGUCCAAUGCCGGAGUGCCCUCAUCCAACGGGUUGCAGAGUCCACAGGGUCAUCCUACCUCACUCCUGCCAAUGCCAUCCCCCGCCCUGGCUGCCGCAACCGCCGCCAACACGUCCGCCAACUCGAACCCGACCGGUAAUCGACAGAUGAUUAUCCAGCAGUACCAAAACCAACAACAACACCAGCAACAACACCAACAACACCAGCUUGGUAUGGGUGGCAUGUCAAUGCCAAUGCAAUCCUCGGGCAAUGGCGGUGGAAACCCUGGCGCGAUCAAUACGGCUAUGAUGUCCUUGCAAGGGCCUUCAGCCUACCUCUUGCCCUCUCCCCAGUCGGCCGGAGCCUCAGGACAGCCGCCUCUGCCCAUUCUCCCCCCGCAGAGCCCUGACCUCGAUACGAUUCUGGCAAAGUUUGCCAAUCAGCCCGACCUCCUCAAACUCAUCAUUGCAUCCAAGACAGAGGAAGAUCGUCGCUGGGCAGAGGAGGCCCGCUACCGGAUGAUGGAUCUGAUCAUGAGAGGCGAGAAUCGAGGACUGGGAUUCAUGGUGGGCUACGAAGCCCUCGGUGGAAUUCCUGGCAACAUGCCAGGGAUGAUGGGUAUGACAGCGAAGCGGUUCAUGGAAGAGGGCGGUGGCGGUGGCGGUGGUUAUGGUCAACACGGUAUGUUUAACGGCUUCUCCCCAACCUCUGGCGCCAACCCUGGCAACCCAGGCACCCAAGGAGCAGGAGGACAAGGACAAGGGACGUCAGCACAGGGAUCAGCAGGCAUCCUCGCCAUGGGUGGGUCUUCGUCAGCGGCUGGAACGAGUUCCGCGGGACUUCCGUCCUUGUACGCCCAGACACAGAUGCCGAAUCCCUUUGGCAUGGGUAUGGGAGGGAUAACUCAUGGCUCGCAGUCGAUGAUGGGACAGACCAUGGGCGGCAACCCGUCCGGUUUUGGCCAGUACAUGGACCCGAGCCUGGCACGUAAGCGGUCGGUUACCUUUGCGGGCGAGGUCCAUCAUAUGCGGUCGCAAUCACUCUCGUCUAUCACGCCCAAUUCGGUUGGACAGCUUGGAGGCAUGACGUCCAUGCUUGGGGGCAUGAAUAGCUCCGACGGCUUUGGACAACAACAACAGCAGCAACACCCACAUCAGCAGACAUCAGGACUGCAGAACCCUCAACAGUACCAAUACCCGGGACAACAACAACACCAACAGGCGAUGCAUUACCACCAGUCAUCCCCACCACCCCCACCACAGUUUGCCAGCAACAACCCUUAUUCCCACCAGUCGUUUGGAUCUCAGAAUACACUGCCUAGUCUCCACCACCAUGGUGUCAUCCGGAGGACCAAUUCACUCUCGCACAUCGGCCAAACUCAGACCACCGUAACAGAGCAGCGUCUUGUCGCAGGACGGCCCAGGAACGAAAGCUCUGCCUCUAUGAGGACCAUGGACGAUAGUGAUGCAGAGUCGGAGGACGAUUAUGAGAACCACCCCGUCACAGGUAUGGGCAUGUCGAGUCGACCUGGAUCUGCACUAAGCAUGCACAACAACGUUGGAGGUAAUGGCGAGACGUCACUCACCCUCGAGUUUUCGGAUAUGGCGUCCGUUUCUGGUAACAAUGGUUCUCAACAUGACCAUUCCGGCAGCACAACUACGACUACAACAACAAAAGGGCAUCACCGGACUUCUUCUUCUAUAUCCUCCAUGGGGGGCGUUCAGGACUCGGGCGCAGGAUCAGAGUACAAGAGGAAACGAAAGCGCCGUGAGAUGCAGCCUGUGAACAAGAUUGUCGACUCGCCCGAGCCGCAUAUCGAUCCUUACCUGUGGAAGAAUAACGGUAACACGACGCAGAAGAAGACUGGAUGCAAGAGUAUUUAUUACAAGUGUUCUAACAGCACCGCCGGAUGCACUGUGAACAAGACGGUGACGGAGAAGGAAGGCGGUGGAUAUUUGACAAAGUACAGAGGCGAACAUUUGGAGGACUGCAUCCGGCUCAAGAAGGCUCAGCAGGCCGCUCAGGCAGCCCAAGCAGCAGCAGCCCAGAACGGACACCACCACCAUCACCAUCCACACGGACACAUGUCAAUAAAGGAGCAAUGA